AGUGAAGGUUAAAAAAUGAAAUAUAUUUUUGUUCAAAUUCCCCUUCUCUGGCGCGCGCCUAAUUUUAGAAAGAGCAUAAACACUUCGAAAUCAAAAAUAGAACGCGCCACAGUUGCACGCACAUGUUUCCUCAUUAUCGCAAUUCCGUCCGUUUUAGACAUGUCACUAUUGUCGUGCCCCCUUUGCUUAAAACCGCACUUUCAAUGUGUCGAUUCGUUACGAACGAGCUUAAUUAGUGUCGCCACCACUCACAUCUCUUGCCCCGUUUGUAACGAACUUCUGCUGGGACUGGACAAGUUAACGAUUCACCUGUUCUCGCAUAUCAGCCAUGCGACUCCUUCCAGUGAGGUAUCGAGACCGGUCCAAGAGAUUGCAAUGGAUCAGGGAGCCGUGUAUAAGUGCAACAUUUGCGAUUUUUGUUUUUCGGACCAAACGAUAUUGGAUCUUCAUCAACAGCUACUGCACCAAACGGCAGAAAAGAGGAAAGGCAAAUAUAAUUACUUUUGCCAUCUAUGUCCGAAGCAGUUUAAGAUGCGUGGCAGCUUGAUGGUGCACCUACGAGUCGCUCAUUUCAGUUUCGUCCAGAAUAAUUAUAAGAAUCGGUUGGUGGCUGAUGCCGGAGAAGCUGAGACAGUCGAUAAGCGCAAGGGUUUGCCGGACAAGCACUGGGAGUGCGAUGUUUGUUUAAAGUUGUUUACGACCAAAUAUUUUUUGAAGAAGCAUAAACGUCUGCAUACCGGUGAAAUGCCUUAUUACUGCGCCCAGUGCAACAAAUACUUUACCUUCCAGCAAUCGUACCACAAACACAUGCUCUACCAUUCCGAUAACAAACCCCAUGUGUGUUUGGAAUGUGGUCGUGCAUUUAAGGAGUUAUCCACCUUGCAUAACCACGAACGAAUUCACUCAGGCGAGAGACCUUUUACAUGUGAGACUUGCGGUAAAUCUUUUAGGCAACGUGUGUCGUACUUAGUUCACUGUCGGAUACACACCGGCGCAAUGCCCUACACAUGCACCGCUUGCAAUAAAUCAUUUAGGUAUAAGAUCAGUCAACGUUCUCACAAGUGUACGGCUGACCCGCCCGGUAACAUCGUCCGGAAGCCAGACUUAGUCGAGAAGCUUAAACAGAAUCAAAUGAGCUCUGCAAUUAGCAACGCAAGCAACUUACCUCGGACACCAACGCAGGGUGACAGCAUUGAAGAAAUUUUAAACUACCCACCGUCUACUCAAACAACCUCGGAGACAUACACUUUAAGCCUCUCGCCGAUUCUUUCAGAUGUAGAGGCCUUAUGUUUAUCCAAUUAUGAUGAUAUCAAUGCGGAAAGGGAUAAUGUUGAGAUUAAUAGUCAGUUGGAGACGAUCAAUGAGGAGUCCUUUAAGGAGUUACUGUAUGGAUCCCAGUCGAAUACUUCCCAAUAGAUUAUAAGAUUGUUUGUAAUCCGAAUAUCUAUGGUAAAAUAAUAACAAUUUACCCUUC
Messenger RNA from Photinus pyralis (common eastern firefly), 1474 nucleotides. RefSeq names its product zinc finger protein 271-like. Gene Ontology annotation, biological process: regulation of transcription by RNA polymerase II. Gene Ontology annotation, cellular component: nucleus. Lineage: Eukaryota; Metazoa; Arthropoda; Insecta; Coleoptera; Lampyridae. The record is from RefSeq and is a predicted model, not a curated record. Gene Ontology annotation, molecular function: RNA polymerase II transcription regulatory region sequence-specific DNA binding. The transcript is spliced from 4 exons. The coding region runs from base 16 to 1416 and encodes 466 amino acids.